This is a messenger RNA of Bipolaris maydis ATCC 48331, 2277 nucleotides long. RefSeq names its product heterokaryon incompatibility protein Het-C-domain-containing protein. The record is from RefSeq and is a predicted model, not a curated record. NCBI's taxonomy places the organism in Eukaryota, Fungi, Ascomycota, Dothideomycetes, Pleosporales, Pleosporaceae.
AUGCCGCAGUUCAGCGACAUCUGGCUACCAUGCCUGAUUCUGCUUGUUUUUUGGGCUCGCCCCACCGCAGCUUUUGGUGCGGGCAACAUCGCAAGCUUGAGUUCCAUUGAGGGACAGAACUGGCGUCAUGGAGAUAUCGAGGACACUCUUCUUACGCUACUCAUAAGCGGUCACACUGGCAAGAAAUUCAGCAAGAUGGACGUCAAGCGUGUCUACUUUGGCAACUGGCUGCGCGACUACUCGCAAGCAGUCGAUGUGGGCACUGUCAAGAUGGUCUCAGCAGAGGCGAUUCGCAUUCUACUAUGGGUUCUUGGCUUCAUGAGCUUCGGAUACGGCACCAAGGAGUUCGAGGUUACCCGUGACCGCCUUGGCUGCUACAGGCCGGAGGAGCACAUCGACAACCCCAAGGACUAUGCUGACAACAUCGAUGCCCGCGACUACGAUCGCCGUCUACGAGGUCCUGUUGACGAACGCCGUGAGCUCAGUAUCGAUGAGAGGACAGGCCUGAAGAACUACAUUGCCUCGGACGAUUUGGGCAUCACAACAUCGGCUGGCAUGGUCCGCGACCUGCUCACACGUUGCAUUGAUUUGGGUCAACGCUCUAGAGGGCGAGGUCCCGACUUUUACGAGGCUCUGCGUCUUCUCGGUACUGCCACACACUGCCUGGAGGACUAUGCUGCCCACUCCAACUAUGUUGAACUAACCUUGAUCGAGCUUGGUGUACAUGACGUUUUCCCCCACGUAGGUAGGAAUGCUCGUUUCUACGUCCAGGAAGCCAAAAAGGAGGUCUACCCCAUCGUCACCGGUACCUUUGGUGGUGUCGAUUUUUUGCACUCUGUAUGCGGAGAGAUUACGGACAAAGCUACCCAAUCCGAGCUUCAAGAGCUUGAAGGUGCCAUAUCCAACGCAGACAGGAGCAAGAACAAGAGCAAAAUCAAGGAGCUCCUCAAAAAGCUCCCAGAGGGCAUCUUUGGUGGUAAAGAUGAGUCUAGCAAAGCUGAUGAGCUUGAGAACAAUGCCAACGCUGCAGCUAUGGGCAAUAUGCACAUCACCCCCAAGGAGCCAGAAGAAUUUACUCAACAGAUUGGGGAACUAGUCAAGCAAAUCUAUCCCAUUAUGGAGUUCCACGAUGAGAUCAUGCAAUCUAUUUCUGAAUUCAUCGAGAAGAUUCCCAUCUUGCCGGACCUGAUUGAAGAAGUCCAGAACCAAGUCACCAUCUUCGUCUUCAGUCUGCUUGCUCCCUAUAUUUUGCCCAUUCUCAGCCAAGUCAAGACUGAGCUUGAAGAGGGCUCGAGCGAGGUCAUUGCAAGCUCUCGCGAAAAACAGCACAUUGUGUUCGACGACGACGAUUCCACCGACCCCACUCACAGUAUGCUUUCCAAGGAUCAUUUUUCUAACAUCCUCAAUGAGCCUGCUGGUCGAGUAGCUUCAGCCACGAUUGCCUGGGCUGUACCACAAAUUGUCCAGUGCUGGGAUGGCCAAGCAGACCCGACGGAGACCAUUAACACCAUCAUUAAAGGUGUGUUCCACCACCCUGCCUGUGUCGAAGCGGAUGAUAGGGCAAGGUAUACCGAAGGCCGUCGCAUCAUGUACAAUACUGUCCGCGACUGGUGGAAGGACCAAAACCAAGGCAGUCUGCGUGAGAAGCUUAGUCGUGAGGGUGUACAAACUGGUCAGAAUCACAAGGCUGAUAUGCACGACAAGGGGCACGGCUGCGGUAAGCCUCUGGGUAUGGCCAAUAACUUUGGCCCAGCAAGCAGCAAGACGGGUACCAAUGCACAGAUUCAACAAGCUUCCGAUCAUGUAGGCAAACUUGCAGGUGAAGCUGUUGGUGGUGGCGCCCUUGGCGGUCUUGUUGGGGGGCUCGUUGGUGGCAUUGGAGGCUCUAUUCUAGGAAACGCCUUCAAUGAGCAGGAGAGGAAGAGUCACAAAGAAGAGAGCUAUGGCAACGAUGGCUCCUACACUCAGUCGUAUUCGGAGACGGGGCACCACCAGGCGUCUUCAUAUGGUGAUAGUGAUCGCUACGGAAGUGCCCAGUAUCAGCAGACCCAGUACCCAGGCGGUGGGCGUCGGGAGGAGUACUCUCGUGAGGAACGAGAUGACCGUGGUGGAUCGUACAGCUACCAGCAAAGGGUUGAGACCUCAAGCUAUAGUGGAUCUGGCGGAUACGAGCGUCAUGAAGAGCGUCGUGUUCAGCAAGGGAGUGAAUGGCGCUCUGAAGAAUCGCGUGAGGGUUUUGACCGAUCAGGACAAUACUACUCGGAAGAAAAAGAGUAG